AUGGUACUCGGACAACAGGCUCGUUUCUGGCUCCUAAACUGUUGCGUGUCUCCGCAGUCAGAAAUCGCUCGUGUUCGAAUCGACCGAUCUAUGAUAGGACAGCCAACAAAUUUUAGGCACAUUGGUCAUAUGGGAACAAAUGAUUUGAGUUCGGCAUUUAGUAUAGAUGAGGCUAGCUCUUUGUUGCGUUCAAAAGGCGGUGAUGUUCAAUCGUCGCCUACCCCUGAUCAAGUUCCUGCCAAUGAUAUUCCUGUUAAAGGUAGUAAUGUGUCUUGGGUAGAAAUAACUGAGGCCAGCAUUCUUGAGGUAAAAAUAUUCAGCGGUCUCGGUAAAUUGGCUGACGUUGCCUGCUUGUAUCUUAAGCUAUCGGAAGUUUCACAGUUUCUAGACGCAUACUGGGAUAGUCCGGUGGAUGUAAAGCUUCUUAAUUACUUUCUAGACAUCCGGGAAUAUCAGUUGCAGAUCUUAACAUGGUGA
Enterobius vermicularis (human pinworm) is the source of this 477-nucleotide messenger RNA. NCBI's taxonomy places the organism in Eukaryota, Metazoa, Nematoda, Chromadorea, Rhabditida, Oxyuridae. The record is from the annotation of a GenBank genome assembly.